Molecule: messenger RNA, 1501 nt
Organism: Zeugodacus cucurbitae (melon fly)
Lineage: Eukaryota; Metazoa; Arthropoda; Insecta; Diptera; Tephritidae
Gene: Gmppa
Product: mannose-1-phosphate guanyltransferase alpha-A
Exons: 7
Coding region: 120-1421 (433 amino acids)
Biological process (GO): biosynthetic process
Cellular component (GO): cytoplasm
Source: RefSeq, a predicted model, not a curated record
GCUGAUAAAACAUUUCGGAUAAAAUGGUAACUCUACGAAAACAAUAGGUGAGCAAACAACACGUAGCUGCUUUAUUAUUAUUGAUAAGAAUUUCAACUGCUGCGGAUUAAAGUUUCGUAAUGCUGAAAGCUGUAAUCCUUGUUGGUGGCCCUCAAAAAGGUACUCGCUUUCGUCCACUUUCGUUGGACACACCUAAACCUCUGUUUCCAGUAGCCGGUCGUCCUAUUAUACAGCAUCAUAUUGAAGCAUGCCUACGUUUACCGGAGUUGAAAGAAAUCCUUAUAAUUGGGUAUUAUCCCCAAGUUCAGAUGGAGAAUUUUGUCAGCGAUAUGCAAAACUUGUAUAAUAUUAAUAUUAGAUAUUUACAGGAAUUCACUUCGCUGGGCACUGCAGGCGGCAUGUACCACUUUCGCGAUCAAAUACGUUCGGGAAAUCCGUGUGCAUUUUUCGUUUUAAAUGGCGAUGUAUGCGCUGAUUUUCCUUUGCAAGAUUUAUAUUCAUUCCAUAGACAGCGUGCUGAUACCGCACUGGUGACCAUUAUGAGCACUGAGGCAACGCGGCAACAAUCGCUACAUUAUGGAUGUCUGGUAUUUGAUCGUAAUAGCGGUGUAGUGUCGCACUAUGUAGAAAAGCCUAGCUCAUAUGUUUCUACUUUUAUAAAUUGUGGUGUCUACGUAUGCUCAAUGGAUAUAUUUGCACAUUUAGCCGAAGUAUUUUAUUCAAAAAGUCAGGAGUACUCAAAUCAUAGUUUACUUAAUGGCGGCACAAACGGCAAAGAUCAAGGACAUAUACAAUGGGAGCAGGAGGUUUUAACACCGCUCGCUGGUACCAAUAAACUCUGCGCAAUGCCAGUACCGAAUUGGUGGUCACAAUUGAAAACUGCUGGCUCAGCCAUUUAUGCGAAUCGUCAUUAUUUAGAACUUUACAAAAAUACGCAUCCAGAGCGGCUGGCAAACGCUGGAACGAAGCUAAGUGAGCACGACUCUAAUUUGAUAUGCACAAUUCUGCCGGACGUUUAUAUUCAUCCAAGUGCCACUGUUCAUUACACUGCAACGUUGGGACCCAAUGUUUCCAUUGGACCAGGAGUUACCAUCGGGCCCGGCGUUAGGAUACGAGAAUCUAUUAUUCUUGAGAAUGCAGUUAUAAAAGAUCAUACUUUGGUAUUGCACUCAAUUGUGGGUAGAGGUUCGAUAAUUGGACAAUGGUCGCGUGUAGAAGGCACACCAUCUGAUCCGGAUCCGAAUAAGCCAUUCGCAAAAAUGGAAAAUCCGCCGCUAUUCAAUAAAGAGGGUAAACUUAACCCUUCUAUUACCAUAUUGGGUUGCUUUGUACAAGUACCGUCUGAGAAAAUUCUAUUGAAUAGCAUCGUCUUGCCGCACAAGGAAUUAUCUAGGAAUUUCAAGAAUGAAAUAAUAUUAUAAUUUAAUAUUUGAAUAUUGAAAUUUGUAUUUUUUUAAUAAGUAAAAAGUAUUCUAUAUAUUAAAUUUUAGUGUCAGCCAUA